UCAUUUCCUCGGUUCCUUCCGGUUCUGCAAUUAAGGUUCAGUUAUUUUAUUAUUAUUUUUUUUUUUAGAUAUUUUAGUUCUUUCAGUUCUAAAAUUAAUAAAGGCAUGUUUUUUUAUUUUUUAUUUAUUUUUUUUUAUUUCGUUUUUAUCUUAUAUUUCGUUUCUUACUAA
Rhizophagus irregularis DAOM 181602=DAOM 197198 is the source of this 171-nucleotide messenger RNA. NCBI's taxonomy places the organism in Eukaryota, Fungi, Glomeromycota, Glomeromycetes, Glomerales, Glomeraceae. The record is from RefSeq and is a predicted model, not a curated record.